UUUAAACAUGGCAGCACCCGGCGGGGUACUAGAUGAAGCCAGCAUUGAAUCAGGACAAGCCCUGUCCAAAUCGAUAUCUGAAGAUUUUAAAAGGCCCCAGUUUGGAACCCGUUUCUUGACAGACCCACGUCAGGUCUUUCAACAUAACGCAUGGGACAAUGUAGAGUGGACUGAAGAACAAGAGGCAGCUGCUAAGAAAAAGGUCCAGGAGCACAGUCAACCACUUCCUACUGAAAAACAAGAGGAAUAUGACUGCCGAGCAAAUGAGUAUUGGAAUGACUUCUACACCAUCCACGAGAAUCGUUUCUUCAAGGACCGCCACUGGCUGUUCACUGAGUUUCCUGAGUUGGCACCGCAAUGUCAGCUGAACCAUGACACUAGCCCAGAGGACUCUGGGAUUGGAGAUGGUUGCCAAGGUGAUCUGGACCAAGGACAAUCCAGGGAAGGCACACCUCAGCUCCCCACAGAUGUUGACUUUCCUGGCUGCACUGCCACAUAUCGCAUCCUGGAGGUUGGCUGUGGUGUGGGCAACACAGUCUUUCCUAUACUGAAGACAAACAAUGACCCAGGGCUAUUUGUCUACUGUUGUGAUUUCUCCAGCACCGCUGUGGAUCUGGUCAAGACAAAUUCCGAGUAUGACCCUGGACGUUGCUUUGCCUUUGUACACGACCUGAGUGACGAUGCAGCUGUCAACCCCGUUCCCGAUGAAAGCCUUGAUGUAAUAGUACUCAUCUUUGUGCUCUCUGCCUUACAUCCUGACAGGAUGCAGGCGUCCAUCAGCAGGCUGGCUAGGUUGUUGAAGCCUGGGGGAGUGCUGCUACUGAGGGACUAUGGGCGUUAUGACAUGGCUCAGCUACGCUUUAAGAAAGGAAGAUGUUUGUCAGAUAAUUUCUAUGUUCGAGGAGAUGGAACAAGAGUCUAUUUCUUCACUCAAGAUGAACUCCAUGAAAUGUUCAAUCUGGCAGGGCUGGAGAAAGUUCAGAACCUGGUAGAUCGGCGACUGCAGGUCAACAGAGGCAAACAGCUGACGAUGUAUCGUGUCUGGAUCCAGUGCAAGUACCGCAAGGCUCCCACCGAGCCACCUGAGACUGAGGACGAAGCCAGCGGGGCAAAGAAGACUUAAGCGGCAGAAGGUUAUCUCUGAUACCUAAUAAGAACAUGGUGUAUCCCAAGACGGAACGCAUGGUUGUGGAAUACCUGCAGUGCGACACCAUGGGAGACAUUUAUCGGUGGUAAUGGGCAUAGGACUGAUGUGUUGGUAGUGAGAAUAUGCUUCACUAAUGGGUUUUGGGCUUCCUCUGGGGUCCCUUAAAAUUAUACCCAGAGCAGACACAGCACAACGAAAGCUGAUGAACUACUUGAGUCUGAAUGAAGAAAUACACGUUUACAAUGGACGGACAAUUGUUUGUCAAAAUCCAUUGUUUUGAAUGAAUUGUUCUGUAUGGUUUUCAUAAGACCUCUUUCACCUUCAUACCUUCAAAAUUAUUAAAACAAGUAGCAACUUUAA
Osmerus eperlanus (European smelt) is the source of this 1507-nucleotide messenger RNA. RefSeq names its product methyltransferase 2A, methylcytidine (gene mettl2a). The transcript is spliced from 9 exons. Lineage: Eukaryota; Metazoa; Chordata; Actinopteri; Osmeriformes; Osmeridae. The record is from RefSeq and is a predicted model, not a curated record. Gene Ontology annotation, molecular function: tRNA (cytidine-N3)-methyltransferase activity. The coding region runs from base 8 to 1123 and encodes 371 amino acids.